CAAUAGGUUGCACACAAAUAUUACAGCUAUGCUCAAAGUGGACACAGCCACCUCCUUUCCCCGCCUGUUAUCAGCAGUGGCUUGUGAGCAAUAGCAGAGAGGAACCGCCUAUUGCAGUAAAAACUUCUUCCUCCCUUUGGAAAGGGUCAAAGUUUGUACGAAACCAACAACAGAUCCAGGCAGAGACGCGAUUUCACUUCAACAGCAGGAUUUAUCGAGCUUACAUUCUUCAAGAAGAUGGCUCCACUGCUGAAAUGCAGUUUUUUAAUCCUGUUGGCGUUCAACCUAACUCCUGUUCCUGUGGGGGCAGAAGGAAAUGGGCCAGUGUUACAGAGACAGAAAAGAGAGUGGAUCAUCGCUCCCAGAAAGCUAUAUGAAAACCAUGAUUACACCGGCUUGGAAUAUAUUGCUAGAAUUCGUUCUGAUAAAGAGAAUUUUACGAAGAUAUUCUAUUCACUAUCAGGGCCUGGUGCUACCCAGCCCCCUCAAAAUGUAUUUCGUGUCGACAGUAAGACAGGUUUUGUGAAAAUCUACUCCGUAUUGGACCGCGAGCAGAUCUCUUCCUAUCAUCUAAUAGGUAAAGCAGCAUACGAAAACGGGAGCCCUGCAGAAAAGGAUAUUGACCUUAGAAUUACUGUUCUGGAUGAGAAUGACUGUCCACCAGUCAUUAAAGUACAGCAAGUCGGAUCCGUCAAUGAAUCCAGUGCAGCAGGUACUGUUGUCAUGAAAGUGAUAGCUACUGACGCUGAUGAAGAGAACACACUCGCCUCCAAGAUCUCCUACAGAAUUGUGGAGCAGAGUAACAUAGGUGGAAUGUUCAACAUCAACUCUGAAACCGGAACGGUCAUGGUUCGACGGAGCACUCUGGAUAGGGAGACAAAAGAUACAUAUAGGUUGACUAUAGAAGCCUCUGACAUGGGUGGACAAUCGGGAGGAAACUUUGGAACUGGACAAGUUGAGAUAAAAAUUCUGGACAUAAAUGACAAUAUCCCCACCCUGGAGAAAGAAUCGUAUGUUGGGAGUGUGGAGGAGAAUACCAUCAAUGUGGAAGUGAUGAGGAUCAAAGCUAUUGACCUGGAUCUGAUUCACACUGACAAUUGGCUGGCGGUCUUCAAAAUAAUACAAGGGAAUGAGGCUGGCUAUUUCAGUAUCACUACUGAUUCUAAGACCAACGAGGGAAUUAUCAUGAUUCACAAGGCUCUGGACUAUGAGGAAAUGAAGGAAAUCAAAUUGAAAGUGGCUGUUUCCAACAAAGCAGCGUAUAAUUUUGGCAGUGGAAGCAUGACAGGUAGCGCAACCUCAAAAUCCUACGACGUUAAAAUCGAUGUGAUCAAUCAGAAGGAAGGUCCCCGUUUCCAACCAAGUGUCAAAGUGGUGACCAUCUCCGAGGACCAGACUUCCAUUUCCUUAAACAAAGUCAUUGUAACCUACGCCGCUAUUGACAGUGACACGCUAAAGACUGCCACCAAUGUAAGAUAUGCUAAAAUCCGUGAUGAGGACAACUGGUUGAUUAUUAAUGAAAAAACAGCAGAAAUCAAACUGGCUAAACUGCCUGACAGAGAGUCCAAGUUCUUGAUAAAUGGAACAUAUUAUGCUGAAAUAAUAUGCAUCACCACUGAUGGCAGUUCAAAAACUGCCACAGGGACCAUAGCCAUUCAGGUGGAGGACUUUAAUGAUCACUGUCCGCAACUGACCACUACAACUCAGACUAUGUGCCAUGGGGAUAAAGUGAUCUACGUCACAGCCGUAGACAAAGAUGAGUUCCCCAAUUCAGCACCGUUUGAGUUCACUGUGAUUCAAGGGAGCAACAGGGGGAAAUGGACAGUGGACCAUCUUAAUGGAACCACAGCCAUUCUGCGAGACGAAGCCAACUUGUGGCCAGGCAUGUACAAAGUGGCAGUGGAGGUCAAGGACCAGCAAGGAAAGUCGUGUGCUGAUGUUCAGAUGAUGGACGUAAUUGUGUGCACUUGCCUUGAAAACACUAAAACUUGUGUGGCCCGCAGUACAAAGACUGCAGGUUUUGGAGCUGCGGGUGUUCUACUAUUGCUCCUGGGACUGCUGCUGCUUCUUUUGGUGCCCCUUCUGCUGAUGUUUUGCUUGUGUGGAGGUGCAGCAGCUAUGGGAAACUUCAAGGCCAUUCCAUUUGAUACAAAACAGCAGCUGAUCUCAUAUCACACUGAAGGACAAGGAGAAGACAAGGACAUUCCUCUCCUACAUGUCCCAGUUGAAGUUGAUGGCGAAGCAGUGAAUGCCAAGGACAUCAACACCUAUCAGGGGAGGGGGUAUCUAGGAGGACUGGCUGACUUUGGAGGAGCCUUAGGUGGAGGAGCCUUAGGUGGAGGAGCCUACGGCGGUGCCUUUAAUACUUCCAACUUGACAGCUGAGAACAUGCACAUGUACAACCAAUAUAACAACACCAGUGGGCAAAUGAACGUGGAUACUGGAAUGAUGACAGGACAAGAACACCACUUCUCCCAAUACGGAGCUGGGGUCUUUGAUGGGAUGGCUCUAUCUGAACAAUUCCUGGGGGAGUAUUAUUCAAGUAAAUCCAACCAUGCUGCACAGCAAUCCCAUCAGAAGGAUGGUCUGCUGAUAUAUGACUAUGAGGGUCAGGAGUCUCUGGCAGGUUCUGUUGGCUGCUGCAGCCUUCUUGAUAACGAUGAUGACCUUGCGUUCCUGAAUGACCUUGGGCCUAAAUUCAAAACCCUGGCUGAAAUUUGCCAAGGGUCUUCCGUGGUGACUGAGUCUGUUGGUGCAGGCAUUUCUGUCUCUCCACCUAGACCAGUGUCUCCCAUCAGGCCCUCCACCCACACACACGUCCAUACACACACAGAAACAAUCAGGGACAGGGACCGUGUCAACAUCAACACCCUCAACACCUCCAAUGUAGCGUCAGGAUCGUCCACCAUGGUCCAGGAGGAGCGAAUCACUGAGAGAGCCCAGGGCUUAGCCACUGUUCCCAAGAUACAUGUCCAGGACAAUGUUGUGAUACCCAGUCAGACGCUGCUCGUACAACAGCCUGCUAUGUACUAUGCUGCCACACCCAUGUAUGUUGUCGACUCCAAGCCCCAAGUAGUGCUCGUGGCCGGUGGCGCCCAGCAGGCAGCAGGUCAAGUAGCUCAGGUCGGGCUAAGUCAAGGCCUGGUGCAAGUUGGAGGCCUGCAAGGUAGUCAGGGUGCGAUACUUAUAGAUAGACAAGUAGGAAUGGGUGGAGUGGCAGGGCAGGCUGCACAAGGCCUCUCACAAGGAACCCUCUCCAGACAAGUGUUGGUGGUGGAGAACGGGUCCUCAGGUGGAGGGCAAGGUGCACGCUUAGCACAGACAUUUGUUCAGACAGGACAGGGAUCUGCAGAGCAGGGCUUGGCGGUCAGAGGUGAAGGUAUGCAAUUUUCACUGGGAUCAAAUGAAGACUUUACCCAGACAGCCACACCCAAAGUGCAAGGGAGCCAGAGAGUAGUUGUGCAACGUAAGAAGGUCUCAGUCACUGAAAGAAAUAUUGAAUCUAGUUCCAGAGCGUAAAGCAACCCUUUUGUUUAGCUUAUCUACAAAUGUCACACUUGUUUUGUUAUACUGAAAUAUAUUUCAGUACACUAAAAGAUACAACAGUAUAUUCAUGUAUCUUUUCAUACAAUAGAUAGAUUAAAUUGUGGUAAAACUACUAAAAGGAUAGUUUUGUUUGCUUGACAAAAAAUGCAAUACUAUAUGUCCUCAUCUUGUAAUAGCACAAUACAAGAUGAUGAUAGUGCUCAUAGUAGUUGACACAUGGUACAGUAUUGACCACAUGACUACCAUGACUAUAAAAGGCAUACUAAUACUAUUUAGUAAAAUGACUUUGACAUAUGUUGUGCAUUAAUUUCUUGUAUGCUACCUGUCAGAAUGUGGCUCUGUCAAAAUUAGUUCAAAGUGUAUACUUUACAGUAUUAGCUCAAAUUGGGAGCAAACAACAGAUUUGUAAGAGGCAUUACAUUGCUGAGGGAAACCUUGGCAGAAUAUGAGGUGUGACUUCCCUUUUUCUCUGGUUCCAAGAAUCGCCAGUUAGGCACAGAUAGCUCUAAAAGCACCGUAUUUAUUUCAAGUACAAAGUAUGGCUUCAGGGUGGGAACAGCCAAAGUAAACAAAAGACAACUAAACCAGUCAGACCGACAGUGUAUACUUACCCAUAAAACAAAAAUUAUGAAUGCCUUAUCUCCUAACUUAAGAGACAUACGCACAGCCUAGCCACACCUACACCCUGUAGGGCAGCUAUAAGUAACUGCUCGGUAGAUUAUUUACAACAUGAUGAUCCAAGUCUAACAUGAGAUCAGAGAGUUCCCUUCAGCUCCCAACCUGUCAGGCUGGUGUAGGCAGGGAACCACUGCAUUUGGUUGCAGCUGGCCUUAUAUCCCUGAAAGCUGCAUCACAGGCCUGGAAUCACUUGCACAAUCAAAAUUAAUCAAACCAUCCAAUUGUAGCACCCUAAAUGUAGCUCAACGGACAAAUCCUCACCCCAAUAGGAAAGAGAGAGGAGAGAAAGAAAAGUUAAAACUUUACGUAGUGCUCUUCCUGAUGAGAACAACACAGAACACGUCUGUAUAGGAUUAUUUUCAGAACUUCUUAUGAAAUGAUCUGAGUUUAUAGAGUUCUGAUCUUUUGUCCCUCAUCCAAGCUCCCGUUAAAAUUACUAUAAUCAUACUGUAAAUCAUCCCCCUUGAGAAGCACACAUUCAUUUUGAGAGUGACUAAGGCAGAGGAAGAACAAAGUUUCCGUAGUUAGUAUCGUUUUUCAUUUAUCCAUUUAGGCUUCGAACAUAAGACUCAGUGCUCUGAGAACUUCCUUUUUGUAGUGUUGUGUUAUUCUAAAAAUGCUUGGGUUGCAUUUUGUACUGUUUUAACUUUCGCCAUGCCAUAAGCUGUUCUGCUGACCUUUAGAUUGUUGAACUUAGAUAAACUGUAACUAAUCAGGAACUGCUGUAUGGGUGGCCACUGCUUCCUUUGAAACUUGUGGAACAUAAAUGAAUGCACUGUAUAACUGUUGAAAGCACAGAAGAAUUGCAGAAGAAUCAAGGCCCAAAUGUUUAAAUGAUUUAGGGUACCAAGGGAAUAAACUGAUUAUUCAGUAGACAACAUAGUGGCCACAGACUAUAAAACCAAAGAAGAGAAUUCUACACAAAUUCUCUAUUUUAUUGUUGCACUCUUUUUAUUAUUUCUACUGAUUAUGUGUUGGUUGGUAGGUAAACCAAGUGCUAAUUCAAAACAUCUCAGUGUCAAAGCUGUACAAAUUGUGUACAAUAUCAUUAUGACACUAUUUUUUACAAAUGUAUAUUGUGCCAUAACUCCCAUGAUAUGUUGUUUUCAUUGUAUGUAAGUGUGUGUGUGUGUAAAGAUAUCAUGAUUUGGGUAUGUGGAUGAGCAGAUUAAUCAAAGAUCGCCUUGCCAAGCACUGAGAAUAUUUGAUAGAGUGAAAUUGUUUGAUAUUGCUGUUCUUGCUAUUGAUGUGUGUGUAUUUUUCAUCUCAACUGCAAUCUCUAGUUUUUAACAUUCUGUAUGUAUAUAGCAUAAGCAGCGGACAUAAUAAUACAAGUCUUUGUUUUUUCAGGUUUUACAACUGUCAUAAUAAAAUUGAAUUA
This is a messenger RNA of Thunnus maccoyii (southern bluefin tuna), 5605 nucleotides long. Its product is annotated as desmoglein-2-like. Gene Ontology annotation, cellular component: desmosome; plasma membrane. NCBI's taxonomy places the organism in Eukaryota, Metazoa, Chordata, Actinopteri, Scombriformes, Scombridae. Bases 238 to 3519 code for a protein of 1093 amino acids. Gene Ontology annotation, biological process: homophilic cell-cell adhesion. Gene Ontology annotation, molecular function: calcium ion binding. The transcript has 14 exons. The record is from RefSeq and is a predicted model, not a curated record.